UUGAAUGCUCUCCCCAGUUGGUUUUGUUGAUAUUAAUUAUGGUUCUAAUUUUCCUGCAUAAUCAUUUUGCUGGAUUCACAUCUCCUACAUCAAUUCAAGCACAAACAUGGCCCAUUGCACUACAAAAUUGGGAUAUUGUAGCGAUUGCCAAGACAGGAUCUAGCAAAAUGAUGGGUUAUCUUAUGCCUGCAUUUAUCCAGCUUUCCCAACGACGCAAUAAUCCCCAGAAUGGGCCAACUGUAUUAGUCUUAGCUCCAACGCGUGAGCUUGCAACACAAAUACAUGAUGAAGCACUAAAAUUUGGACGAUCAUCAAGGGUUUCUUGCACAUGCUUGUAUGGCGGUGCUCCUAAGGGUCCACAGUUAAAAGAGCUGGAGCGAGGAGCAGACAUUGUUGUGGCAACUCCAGGUCGGCUCAAUGACAUCCUUGAUAUGAAGAGGAUCAAUUUUCGACAAGUUUCUCUUCUUGUGCUUGAUGAGGCUGAUUGA
Messenger RNA from Ipomoea nil (Japanese morning glory), 488 nucleotides. Its product is annotated as ATP-dependent RNA helicase-like protein DB10. Bases 39 to 488 code for a protein of 149 amino acids. Gene Ontology annotation, cellular component: nucleus; ribonucleoprotein complex; cytoplasm. Lineage: Eukaryota; Viridiplantae; Streptophyta; Magnoliopsida; Solanales; Convolvulaceae. The record is from RefSeq and is a predicted model, not a curated record. The transcript has 2 exons. Gene Ontology annotation, molecular function: RNA helicase activity; RNA binding; ATP binding.